CAAAGAAUCGUCCUAACCACCGUUCGAAUAGAAAAGUUUGCCAACUUGUAGCAGUCAUCAUCAUCUUCAUAACUCAUCAUUACAUCGUAAUUAUAAUCAUGUCAUUAGCAAACAAUAUUGAAUAUGAUUAUUUAAUGAAAUUUCUGGCACUUGGCGAUUCAGGUGUAGGAAAGACAAGUUUUCUGUAUCAAUACACAGAUGGACAAUUUCAUUCGCAAUUCAUCUCAACAGUGGGUAUUGAUUUCCGGGAAAAAAGAGUGCUCUAUACUUCCAGAGGUCGUAAUCAUCGCAUUCAUUUGCAGCUGUGGGAUACUGCGGGCCAAGAAAGAUUUAGAUCCCUUACCACGGCAUUUUAUAGAGAUGCCAUGGGCUUUCUAUUGAUUUUUGAUUUAACCAAUGAAAAAUCAUUCCUGGAAAUUACAAACUGGUUGGAACAACUGCGAAUACAUGCCUAUUCCGAGGAUCCGGAUGUUGUAUUAUGUGGCAACAAGUGUGAUUUGGAUACAUAUCGUGUCGUGUCUCGGGAACAGGUAUCUGCAUUUGCCGAACGCUACAAUUUACCAUAUAUCGAAACUAGUGCGAGUACGGGCUACAACAUUCGUCAGGCAGUCGAAUUACUCGUUGGCCGAGUAAUGGAUCGUAUGGAGAAUUCUGUAGAAAAUUCCGAGCUAACACGUCUAAUGACUCAAACUCGUUUAACAAGUUUUCAAACAUUGAAAUUAGCCCUCCAAAAAGAUGAACAAAAUGCUCACGACUCACGACAAGCAAAAAACACUUGUGGUUGUUAAAGAAUACUACUAAUAAUUAAGAAAAGCUUUUUGAAAUGCAUAUCUCGAUAUCGAGUAUUAUGUCAAGUCGAAAAAAGUACAUUAUUUAAAAACUCUAGGAAGGUUAUUUUGUAAUUCGUUUCGAAAAGAAAAUCGUUCGAUUUUAUAUUGUAUUGCAUAUCGAAACUGUUUUCCUCCAAAUCGAAUUACACUAUAGCACCCCGGGGCUAUAUAUACGUACAUAUGUAUAUACAACAAUAUCUCAUUACCGACACCAUUUACUACAUACAUACCUCUAGAAUGGAAAAUUAUUAAAAUUAAGUAGAUGUACAAUAAUGAAUGAUCGAUAUCUCUUAAAUGUUAAAUAUUUUGUCACAAAUUAGACUACAUUUGACGAGAGAUGAUUUCCAUUAUGUUUUAAAUCAUUCAGAUUACUAAAGGUUUGUUUGACAUUAGUUGUGUUCGCGUACUUGAUAAUUUGUACAAAUUAUCACUGGAAGUUACGGGUUUCCGUUCGUUUACUUUUAAAAACUUGUAACGAGAGAGCAAG
Calliphora vicina (urban bluebottle blowfly) is the source of this 1317-nucleotide messenger RNA. It is a transcript of the gene Rab27, whose product is annotated as RAS oncogene family member Rab27. The transcript is spliced from 2 exons. Gene Ontology annotation, biological process: protein secretion; cilium assembly; protein localization to plasma membrane. The record is from RefSeq and is a predicted model, not a curated record. Gene Ontology annotation, cellular component: synaptic vesicle; trans-Golgi network transport vesicle; endosome. Gene Ontology annotation, molecular function: GTPase activity; GTP binding. The coding region runs from base 99 to 788 and encodes 229 amino acids. Lineage: Eukaryota; Metazoa; Arthropoda; Insecta; Diptera; Calliphoridae.